AUGAUGCAGGUUCACAUUGUGUACCUGGGCCAACGUCCUCAAGGGGAUUUCUCGGCUGCAUCACACCACCUUGGUAUAUUGCAGCAAGUCCUAAGUGGCAGCUCAGCAACAAAAUCAUUAGUUUAUAGCUAUGGAAGAAGUUUCAAUGGAUUUGCAGCCAGGCUAACCCAACAUGAGAGUGAGAAGUUGUCAGGUUUGGAUGGCGUGGUAUCCGUUUUUCCUAGCAAGAACAAGCAGCUCCACACUACAAGAUCAUGGGAUUUCAUGGGCUUUUCUGAUUCCGCUAACAGAAACCUGUCGAUUGAAAACAAUGUCGUAAUAGGGGUGAUUGAUACAGGCAUCUGGCCUGAAUCAAAGAGCUUCAGUGAUGAAGGGUUUGGCCCGCCUCCAAUAAAGUGGAAGGGCAUUUGCCAAUCUUCUGCAAAUUUCACUUGCAACAAGAAAAUCAUCGGAGCUCGUUUCUACAAAUCUGAUGGAGAAAUCGACCCGGAAUUUGAGGACCCAUCGCCUCGUGACACCCAGGGCCAUGGCAGUCACACUGCCUCCACAUCCGCCGGCCGUGCCGUAGCGAAUAUCAGUUUAUUUGGCCUCGCUACUGGCACAGCCCGGGGCGCGGUGCCCUCGGCUCGAAUUGCUGUCUACAAAGUAUGUUGGAGUAAAGGUUGCUCAGAUGCUGAUAUCCUCGCAGCAUUUGAUGAUGCCAUAGCGGAUGGUGUGGAUGUCAUCUCCUUAUCGGUCGGAUCACUCACAGUGUCUGAUUAUUUCGAAGACAGUAUCGCCAUAGGGUCCUUUCAUGCUAUGAGGAGCGGGGUUUUGACGUCGAAUUCAGCUGGCAAUAGUGGGCCCUUUCCAAGAUCAGUGAGUAAUGUGGCUCCAUGGACUUUGACCGUGGCUGCGACCACCAUGGAUAGGAAGAUUAUAAGCAAGGUGGUGCUAGAAGAUAAUGAAACCAUUGUGGGGAGUUCCAUAAACACUUUCAAGCUUGAUGGUGAUUCCAUCCCUCUUAUAUACGGAGGGGAUGCCCCAAAUAUUGCAGCAGGCUUCACUUCCGAUGAUUCAUCGUUCUGUAGACCGAAUUCUUUGGACAGCACAUUAGUGAAGGGAAAGAUUGUAUUCUGUGAUGGGAUAAACAAUGGGGAAGGAGCAUUAGAUGCUAAUGCUUUGGGUAUGAUCAUGAGAUUUGUUGCAUUUGACGAUUUCGCCUUUUCUUAUCCAUUGCCAGCAACCCUUCUGGACAUGAUAGAAGGUGGGAAGGUUCUCUCAUUCAUGAACUCGUCCAGCAAGCCAAGAGCCAACAUAUUGAGCAGUGAGGCCGUAAAGGACCUGAAUGCUCCCGAAGUGGUGUCCUUCUCUUCGAGAGGACCAAACCCUAUUACACCAGAGAUUCUCAAGCCUGACAUAAGCGCUCCAGGGGCUGACAUUUUAGCUGCAUGGUCACCUGUUGCUCCCAUGUCACUAUUUGAAGGGGACAAAAGGUCAGUGGACUACAACAUAAUCUCCGGUACCUCCAUGUCGUGUCCUCAUGCAAGUGGUGCAGCUGCCUAUGUCAAAUCUUUCCACCCAACAUGGUCUCCUGCUGCCAUCAAGUCUGCUCUCAUGACCACAGCUACUUCAGUGGGUCCCUUGGGUUAUGGCAAUGAUGACGUGCUCUCCUCUGGUUCAGGCCAUAUUAAUCCAAUGAAAGCAGUUGAUCCUGGCCUAGUAUACGAUGCAAAUGAAGUGGAUUACAUUACAAUGAUGUGUAAUCUGGGUUAUGAUACAGAGAAACUUAGGCUUGUGACUGGAGAUAAUAGUAGUUGCUCAAAUGUCGCUAAUGGUACCGUUUUGGAUCUAAACUAUCCUUCCUUUGCACUCCAUGUCAGUAGUGGGACACCGUUCUUUGCCAAUUUCUCAAGAACAGUUACAAAUGUCGGUGUGCCAACAUCAGUGUAUUAUGUGUCUGUGAAUUCCACGACAGCACUUGAGGUCUCUGUUGAACCAACACAAUUAUCAUUUGAAAAGAUUGGCGAGAAGAAAACAUUCAUUGUGAAAGUUGAAGGAUCAUUGUCAUGGCCAUUCCAAGUUUCAACUUCACUAGUUUGGAGUGAUGGUGUUCACAUUGUGAGAAGUCCUAUAGUUGUCUAUCUUCUCUAG
Messenger RNA from Amborella trichopoda, 2133 nucleotides. Its product is annotated as cucumisin. NCBI's taxonomy places the organism in Eukaryota, Viridiplantae, Streptophyta, Magnoliopsida, Amborellales, Amborellaceae. Gene Ontology annotation, molecular function: serine-type endopeptidase activity. Gene Ontology annotation, biological process: proteolysis. The record is from RefSeq and is a predicted model, not a curated record.